CGAUGAGCUGCCUUUAAUCUGGGAAAAGUCAGUACAGAUCCGAUGUUUUAGAAUCCAUUAAGAUAGCAUUCUGGACCCAAGCUUGUUCUAUAGCAUCACACUCUUUGGCUUUGUUUAAUAUUAGACUAAAAACUAUUGAAGAGCCCUUAUUGACAGCUGUAAGAAUGCUGAAAAAUGGGGAUGGAACAAACGCCCGAAGUCGAACAAACUUAGUUGAAGGUACUGUUGGUGCCAGAAAAAGAAAGGCAGACGUUGCUAAUUAUCUCCAGGAUCCAGACGAGGAGAUUGUAGAAUUACAGCUGACAAAGAAAAGACAUAGUGAGACUUGGAGGACCACUUGGAAAAGUACAAGUCCAUACAGAUCAAUUCCCACCCCUGAUGCUGAAUCAGAUUCAAGUCAGUCUAGUGCAGAUGUAACACUUCAAUCCACUGCAGAUGUGACACUUUGCACGUUCUUUACUCCUACUAGAUCGUCGCCACUGUAUAUAUUGGGCUGGGCAAACCAAGAGGAUGUUUGGAAUAAUAUGCUUUCUAAGGAACAAAAUUAUCCAAGAGAUAAAUAUUUUAUGCAGAAGCAUCCCCUUUUACAACCCAAAAUGAGGGCAAUCCUUCUUGACUGGCUAAUGGAGGUCUCUGAAGUUUACCGUCUGAAUCGGGAGACUUUUUAUUUAGCACAAGACUUCUUUGAUAGAUUUAUGGCUACACAAAAGAAUGUUGUAAAGACUCGGUUGCAGCUAAUUGGAAUAUCAUCAUUGUUUGUUGCAGCAAAACUGGAGGAAAUCUACCCACCAAAAGUGCAGCAGUUUGCUUACGUUACCGAUGGUGCCUGCACGGAAGGGGAAAUAUUUCAAAUGGAAUUAAUUCUUAUGAAGGCUUUAAAUUGGAGUCUGAGUCCAGUAACUGCUGUAACGUGGCUGAAAAUCUUCAUGCAGGUUGCAUAUUUAAAGGAGCUAUAUGAGGUAUUAUUGCCUCAAUAUCCCCCUCUGGUUUUUGUACAGGUAAUGGAGCUUUUAGAUCUUUGCAUUUUGGAUAUUGACUGCUUGGAGUUCACAUAUGGAGUAUUAGCUGCUUCUGCCUUGUUUCACUUCUCUUCAUUUGAGCUGGUCCACAAGGUUUCAGGUUAUGAAUGGAGUGACAUUGAAUUUUGUGUCAAGUGGAUGGUCACGUUUGCUUUGGCAGUAAGGGAGGCAGGACACUUGGAAUUGAAGAGCCUAAAAGGUGUAGCUCCUGAAGAUUUGCACAACAUUCAGACUCAUUCCAAGCAGUUGAUUUUGCUAGAUCUAACUAAAGAAAAACAAGCUACAUUGCUGGAACAGAACAGAACUUCACCAGUGCCUUCUGGUGUUCUCACACCUCCACAGAGCAGCAAGAAACAGAGUUCUACUUUUCAUGCUGUAUGAACACAGAUUUUAGCAUAAUUCUGCACUUAAUGCUGUGGGAACAUCUGACCCGGAUUUUUAAAGUUAAAAUCAAUUUGGUUCUUGCGCUGCGGAAAGGAUCCAAGUUCCUGGAAGUGUGGUGAUACAGGAUGCCAGACUUUGAAUUUAAAUUUAUAUGAAUUUUAAUUUUUUUUUUAUAUACAAGACAUCCAAGUACACCAGCCACCUACCUAAGGCACUGCACUGUGCUCUUAAUGCUGCUAAGGCAGGUUGUACUUGGUACUUGCCAGUUUUUUGGUGGGGAAAUCAACUUUAUAUUCUGAGGUUCUAUGACCAGUUAAGAGGUUAUGACCUUGCUGCUUCAGCAUCCUGUGUCUUGAACUGCGGUUAAACUGUAUUUUUACAGUAUUUGGUUUUAUGUAAAUGCUGCUAUUUGUAUCUUAUUUUUAAAUAAAGAUUAUCUCUGAUAUGCACACUUGGCUUUUAAAUAAAGUAAAAAUUAAAAAUUGAA
Molecule: messenger RNA, 1890 nt
Organism: Protopterus annectens (West African lungfish)
Lineage: Eukaryota; Metazoa; Chordata; Ceratodontiformes; Protopteridae
Gene: CCNE1
Product: cyclin E1
Exons: 12
Coding region: 165-1400 (411 amino acids)
Biological process (GO): G1/S transition of mitotic cell cycle; regulation of cyclin-dependent protein serine/threonine kinase activity
Cellular component (GO): cytoplasm; cyclin E1-CDK2 complex; centrosome
Molecular function (GO): cyclin-dependent protein serine/threonine kinase regulator activity
Source: RefSeq, a predicted model, not a curated record